UUGGCUCAGAGAGAGAAGAUCCGGGCUCGUGGCUCGUUUCACUUUUGGAGCCAUGGAUCUGGCCUUUGCAGUUGCGGGCCUCAACUCGCCGCCGGGCUUACGUGCCAAGCAGGCGACCUCUUCAACCCGCACAUCGCCGGCUUCGCUUCCGGUUUCGUCGCGGGCUCGCGGCCACUGGGCACCAGUGGCUGCGCUGGGCGGGCUCUUUGCGCUGAAGGCCGCCAAGCCGAGCCAGUCGAGAGGCUCGACACGGGUGCGUUUGGCCGCCGUACCCGCCGAGAAGCCGACGAAGACGACGCUCUUCACCAAGGCGGGUCCCGACGGAAGCUCCUUGGGGGAUUGCCCCUUCUCGCACUCCGUGCAGAUGGCCCUGAAGCUGAAAGGUGUGGACUACGACGUGGUGCCCUGCACGGCGGACAACAAGCCGGCCUGGCUGGUGAGCGAGGUCGAAGGCAAGAUGCCCUGCUUGGUGCACGGCGGUGUGGCGAAAGUGGAGUCUGCGGAGAUCCUCAAGUGGAUCGACCAGGAGUUCCCCGGACCCUCCCUGGCGGUGCCGGAAGAGUUUCACGAGGUCUUCUCCAAGUGCGGCCUCUUGGAAGCCAUCGCCGCGUACAACAAGAACACAAAUGAGGAAGCGGACAGCAGCCUCUUGGUGAACGUCCAGGUGGCCAUCUCACAGCUCCGGCUGCAUAUGUUCGACCUCCCCAUCGGGACCCCGUACAUGUGCGGCGACCAGCUUACGCUGCUGGACUGCCAAGUGCUGCCAGUGCUCUACAUCCUGCAGACCGUGACGGCAGAUCUGAAGAGGGAGGCAGCCCUGGAGCCCUGGAACUUGUCGGAGCUCCCGGAGAGCGACGAGAUCCGGGACUACUACACCCGCGCCUCCGCUCUGCCGGCCUUCACGCAGAGCUGCUACUCCCCGGAGGUGGGCAAGUGGGGCUGGAAGCAGGCCCAAAACGCUUGAGACUCCUGAGAGGUUGCUCGAGGCAACCAAUGCGGACAGGUGUUCGGGUUCCGGGCGCUUCGCGUUCGCCUCCGACCUAUCACUUUUUUGGAGCAUAUGGGUGCCGGAGGUUGGGACCAGUAAGCUAAACAGGUGGC
Molecule: messenger RNA, 1101 nt
Organism: Effrenium voratum
Lineage: Eukaryota; Dinophyceae; Suessiales; Symbiodiniaceae
Source: the annotation of a GenBank genome assembly